Molecule: messenger RNA, 1224 nt
Organism: Bufo bufo (common toad)
Lineage: Eukaryota; Metazoa; Chordata; Amphibia; Anura; Bufonidae
Gene: HOXD11
Product: homeobox D11
Exons: 2
Coding region: 1-846 (281 amino acids)
Biological process (GO): regulation of transcription by RNA polymerase II; anatomical structure development
Cellular component (GO): nucleus
Molecular function (GO): DNA-binding transcription factor activity, RNA polymerase II-specific; RNA polymerase II cis-regulatory region sequence-specific DNA binding
Source: RefSeq, a predicted model, not a curated record
AUGACUGAGUUUGAGAAUUGCAACAACAGUGCAACACCCAACAUGUAUCUGCCUGGCUGUGCUGCUGCUGCUGCUUACUAUGUGUCUCCAUCGGAUUUCUCCAGCAAGUCUUCGUUCCUGUCCCAGUCCUCCUCCUGCCCUAUGACUUUCUCCUAUUCCUCCAAUUUAACUCAUCAUGUGCAACCUGUGAGGGAAGUGGCAUUCAGGGAGUAUGGCAGCAAGUGGCAGUACAGGGGCAGCUACCCUUCCUAUUACCCCAGUGAGGAUGUCAUGCACAGGGACCUCAUCCAGCCUGCCAACAGGAGAUCGGAUAUGUUAUUCAAAUCGGACUCGGUGUGCAACCACCAUGGACCCUCCAGUGCCACAUCCAACUUCUACAACUCAGUGGGGAGGAAUGGCAUCCUACCGCAGGGCUUUGACCAGUUCUAUGACACCAGCCAAAGCUCAUCCUACCAGCAGGAGAUGGAGGAGCAGCCUGCAAAGUCUGAACUCAAAGCCUCCAACCCAAACAGCAAAGUGACCUCUGCACAGGACAAGAAAGUGACAAGUCAGGAUAGCCCCGAAUCCCCUUCUCCUGGGGGGGAAGCUGCAGCAGACAAGAGCAACACUUCAGCUUCCCAGCGACUUAGGAAAAAGAGGUGCCCUUAUAGCAAGUACCAGAUCCGAGAGCUGGAGCGGGAAUUCUUCUUCAAUGUCUACAUUAACAAGGAGAAGAGGUUACAGUUGUCCAGGAUGCUCAACCUCACUGACCGCCAAGUCAAGAUCUGGUUCCAGAACCGUAGGAUGAAAGAAAAGAAACUCAAUAGGGAUCGAUUGCAAUACUUCACGGGGAACCCACUUUUUUGAGAGGAGCCUGCACAAUUUCUAUUAAAACAAGAUACUUUGGGGAUCCUUAUUAUCAUUGUACUUGCACCAUGAUAUCUUGAGAGGAUUUCCAGACCUCUGGAGGAUGCCUUCUUGGUAAGGAAAGGGUCUACAAAAAAAAAAACGUCACUUACACAAUGCAGCCAUUGGUGUGAUUUUUUUUUCCCUUUUCUCCCCUUCCCUGAAUCUAUACUAUAGUAUACACUAUAGAGUGACUGCAACCAACCUGGGUGGCUCCCACCUCCAGUGACUACACCACACAUUUACUUAAACGAAUGCAGCUUUAUCACACAUACAUAUAUAUACGUCCUUACAUAUAUAUGUAUGCAGACAUGUGCACGACAAUGAUGUUCUCUUGUG